This is a messenger RNA of Cryptococcus wingfieldii CBS 7118, 2118 nucleotides long. RefSeq names its product exo-beta-1,3-glucanase. Gene Ontology annotation, molecular function: beta-glucosidase activity. The transcript is spliced from 11 exons. Lineage: Eukaryota; Fungi; Basidiomycota; Tremellomycetes; Tremellales; Cryptococcaceae. The record is from RefSeq and is a predicted model, not a curated record. Gene Ontology annotation, cellular component: cell surface; extracellular region. Gene Ontology annotation, biological process: glucan catabolic process. Bases 1 to 2118 code for a protein of 705 amino acids.
AUGGCCUACACCCCUCCUCACUUGGACCCGUCUAUCCCGCCCAGCAGGGACAAUGGCUACCUCGAGACAGACAGUAGCCAUUUCGACCCGUCUGCUAAAUUUGGUGCACCCGUCGGCGCCUCGACGCCAAAUCCGUACGCGCACGAACCGACGACCGGCGCUCUGGGAUAUGAGCCUAUGGGAUUCAGCCAAGAGAAGCCUGUCAAGCGAGAAAGGUCUUGCAUCCCGACCAAUCCCACCAAACGCAGACUCCUCUUUUUCGGUGUACCGCUUUUGCUCGUUAUCGUAGCGGCGGUUGUCGUCGGGGCUGUGGUAGGGACGCAGAAAAACAAGUCGAGCAAUUCUUCUUCGGGUGGAUCUUCGGGUUCUUCGGACAGCUCUGGGAGCGGAAGUGAUAGCAGUGGAAGCGGUAGCUCAGAUGGAAGCAGCUCGCAGGAUACUUGGAGCUCAUACAUCACGACUGGAUCUGGUGGCGAUGGAUCUACCGCAACUUCUGAUCUUGGCAACGAGUUCACCUAUACCAAUGAGUUUGGUGGCACAUGGUCUCAGAACCCGUACGACCCAUAUUCUGUCUCUGGUCAAGCUCAGAGUUUCAGUCCGAGCCUCUUAGAGGAUUGGAAAUGGGGCGAGCACGUGGUUAGAGGCGUCAACCUCGGUGGCUGGCUGGUCACGGAGCCCUUCAUUGUCCCCGGCCUCUACGAGCGAUACCAGAACACCACCCCCAAAGCUAUCGACGAAUACACUCUUUCCCAGGCUAUGGGUGAUAAUCUGGCCACCGAGAUGGAAGAGCACUACAAAACUUUCAUCACCGAGGAAGACUUUGCUUUGAUCGCUGGUGCUGGUCUCAACUAUGUCCGCAUCGCGCUUGGCUAUUGGGCUGUAGAGACUAUCGAUGGCGAACCAUACCUUCCCAAAGUGUCCUGGACCUACUUUGUCAAAGCCAUCGGCUGGGCCCGAAAGUACGGACUCCGUAUCUUGGUCGACUUUCACUCUCUCCCUGGUUCUCAGAAUGGUUGGAACCACUCUGGUAAAGGCGGUUCUGUCAACUUCUUGUACGGUGUUAUGGGUAUCGCCAAUGCUCAGCGAUCGCUUGAGACUGUGCGAUCUAUCACAGAGUAUAUCUCGCAGGAUGGUAUCAAGGAGGUUGUGACUAUGAUUGGACUUGUGAAUGAGGUCCAAGGAUACGUGGUUGGGCAAGACGUGCUGGCUGCCUACUACUACCAAGCAUACGAGCUUAUCAGGGGUAUCACCGGCUAUGGUGCUGGAAACGGUCCCAUUAUCCUCAUUCAUGAAGGCUUCCGUGGUGUUGCCGCCUGGUCAGGAUUCUUGUCUGGUGCUGAUCGACUCGGCCUCGACCAACAUCCCUACCUCGCCUUCGCCACCCAGACUACUGACAACCACACUGUCCAAGCCAAGACUGUUUGUAGCUGGGGUGGUGGUACCAACGACUCUUCUACGCAGUUCGGUAUCACCAUCGGCGGAGAAUGGUCCAACGCCAUCAACGACUGCGGCCACUGGCUCGACGGCGUCGACUCCACACCCCAGUACGAAUCCACCGGUACCGGCAGCUGCACUUUCUGGGAAGAAUGGUUCAACUGGUCCGACGCUACCAAGGAAAGUGUCAAGGAAUACACCAUGGCCAACAUGGAUGCGCUCCAGAACCACUUUUUCUGGACGUGGAAGAUUGGAAACAGUACCGAGAAGGGAUACGCGACGAGUCCAAUGUGGCAUUACAAGCUUGGAUUGGAGCAGGGGUGGAUUCCGAAGGAUCCCAGGGUUGCUGGAGGGUAUUGUCAGGGGGUUGGCAUUGGCGGUAAUCAGUUCGAGGGAACUUACCCAUCAUCCGCUAUCGGCAGUUUCGCCUCUACUGCCACGCCCACCAUCGCCGCUGUUGAACUCGCCUCUCACUCCGCCUGGCCCCCGACUGCUCUCGGUCCCUCGCCUUCAUACUCUGCCGUUCAAAUCUCGCUCUUCCCGACACUGACGCAGACAGGCACGAGGAAUGUGUUGGCGACGGCGACGCAUCCUGCGAAUGUGACGCUUGGCGGUGGAUGGGUGAAUGCAGCUGAUACCACUGGGGCGUGGGUGCGAGUGAAGGGGUGUGAUUAUCCCGAGUGA